UCAUACAAUUUUAAACCUUUCACUGAUCAGCAUGCCUAGUGUUCUAAGGGCAAGCUGCUUGUUGCUACCAUUCUUGGUCAUUCUUUCGAUGCUUGUAGUGAGCUCAGAGGCGCGUCUUUCUCUCGUUUUCUCAACUCUUCCAAAUAUUACUGAUGGCCAUCUCUUUUUUCGUAAACUUGGGUUUCUUGUACCGAAAAAUGAGUUUUAUCGGAGAAGGUUUCUUAUUGACGUGAACAGAACUGCACCCGGAGGACCAGAUCCCCAACAUCAUUAGCAACUUAGGAUUUUUUAUUGCCAGAAAUAACACUUGAGUUGCCAAAAAUUUUCUCAAAGUUUAGUCGCCAAAUUAUGUAGCAGAUGACAUGGUUGUGUAGUUACGACUUGGGAUGCAAAGUUUUGGGAUUUGUUUUGCGAAGUUCUGGCAAAACUCUUUGUUCGUUUGAGCAUUCAAAGAUAUGAUCAUCCCUAGUA
Messenger RNA from Malus domestica (apple), 471 nucleotides. Its product is annotated as CLAVATA3/ESR (CLE)-related protein 6-like. The record is from RefSeq and is a predicted model, not a curated record. NCBI's taxonomy places the organism in Eukaryota, Viridiplantae, Streptophyta, Magnoliopsida, Rosales, Rosaceae.